AGAUCCGGUAUAUGCUGAUUGUAUAUAAAUGAUGUCGGACGGAGGGAUUUACAUGCCCUGUAAACCACAACAGACAACUCUACAGAAACGGUAUGACUACCAAUGGAACUUCAUGGUCUAGAUGAUUGAUCCAAUAAAAUGGCGGAAGAAGAGGACAGCUCUUCCUCGUCCGACAUGGCGGACGAUCCCAGUACGGACAUGAGCGGGAAAAUUGGAUGCAUCAUCGGAAUUGAUAUAAAUGAAUCGCUUGCAUCGGGUUUGUCAGAUGUUUCCAUGAAUGAAGGUCAUGGAACUGGACAAAUUGAAAACAACGAGGACGAUGACGAUUCAGAGGAUGUGGAUGAGGGAGCAAUCGAACGUAAUUUGCGCUUCGACAACGACGACGAUACGGAAGAUGAUUCUGAUGAAGAAUUCCAUGACUGUAAUGAUUUGGAUGAUGAUGCCAUGCAAGCAUUUGAUAAUGACAAUGAAGAAUAUUCAGCGAGGAUGUGCUACAGCCUUCCUGCAGAUCUCACGUUAGAAGAUACAGAUGGCGAAUGGGACAAUGAUGAGGGAAAGGAAGUUGAAGAAACGGAGAUAAAAGAGGUGGAAAUGCCAGAACAGGGAGAAAAUGAAUGUGACGAUAAGGAAGAAAGUAUGACUGUUUCAAAGACAAACACCGAAAGCUUUAGCUCACAUGCAUCACAAGUAUCCGUGCCUGUCGAGAAGGUUUCACCCAUGUACCUAGGACAGCAGGCUGUCAAUUGCGCUAAACUUAUUCACCUUUCAAUUACAACAUGUCAGGAGGUCAUGAGAGAAAUCCUGAAAUUCAGCAAUCCUCAUGGCAGAGAAGACCACCAUUUGGUUACUAUUCUUACAGACUGGGAAAGAACGCUUUCAUCUAAGAGAUAUAAAAAGCAGACAACAGACAGACCCAUAUUGUCAGCAGAAGAAAAGGAGAAACUGUUCAGUGGUACCGUUACUUAUGACAAGCUAGAUAUGUCUUUGUUAUAUAAAAUUGCUAGAAAUAAAUUGAAAGACAAUAUCUUAGCAGUGGGGCCAGGAAAUGCUCCAUGGAACGAUAACCCACCCGGGUAUGAUAUGCGUCUGCAGGCAUGUGUUGAUAAACUUCGAAUAUUUCGGAACUGGUGUUCACACUUAGAUCAUGCUACUAUAUCAGACAAGGAAGCUGAUUAUUUAUUCACGUAUAUCAAAGAAGUCAUAGUAGAGACCGAGAAACAUGUCAAGAUUCGUCCACAGUACAGUCUCAAAGUUGACUAUAUACAAAAUGGAGAAUUGUCCCCCUACGUCGCUGAACAACAGGAAAAGAUAAGAAAACUUGAGACUGAACGGGAUGAAACGAGGGAAGGUGCACUGACCGAUCUGAAAACGCACCUUGAUGAUUUGAAGGAAAGCCUUAAAAAAUGCUUCUCCGAUCUAGAGAUGUUUGAUACAAACGUGAAUGGCCAAGACGCUAAAACCAAGAAAUACAUCGAAAGCCAUGAACGCAGCAACCAAUAUUACGCAGAAACAAGUACUUCAAGAGAUGCAAUGGAUAAACUAAAAUUGGAGCACUGUGUUGUAAUAACAGGAUACAAGGGAUCAGGUAAAACGGCCCUAGCAUAUCAUCUUCUAUACCAGUUGAUGUCGUUGGGAAGGUGCAAAGUCCACGUUUCUCAUAGCUUGUCAGACGUUGAGAAGAUAUUCUCUGAAGGUUUUUUUAUUGCGCUUAUUGAAUUGGAUGAAAUUAAACCUAAACAUAGGGAGCAAGUAAAACGUAUCAAGGAAGGAUUGAUAUCGCCCGACAAAACCCUUAGUCUCUACAUCAUUAUGACAUCAAACGUAGGUGAUUGUGAUGAGAUUUUAGAUAUCAUAAAUCAUGUUGACUUAUCCUUAACCUUAGGUGAAGAUGAACGAAGGUCUAUUCUCACACAACAGUUGCGUCAGGAAGUAAAGAAAACAGGAGCGUUAUCCCAUCAGCCAACCCCAGAGGAAUUAACAGAAAUAGUGAAAGAAUCUUCUUGCCCAUUAGGUUUUCCGAUGGCUGCAUCCUUGUAUGCACAGAACGAUAACUAUCGCCGACUUGGUCUAGCUUUUUUUCGAUCGCCAGUCGAUUAUUAUCUUUCAGAAGUAAAGAAAUUUUGCAAGGGAAAAGCAACGCAUGCUCUUUUACUUCGAUUAGUACUUCAAGAAACAGAUCAUAGCAAUAAGGAUGACGUUAGUGCAUGGAUAAGGGAUUCACAGUCAAAAGUAGACGAGAAAUCUGUCAGAAGUGCUUGUAAGCGAAUCAAUGGGUUUUUGAUUGUGCCAUCCAGCGCCUCCAGCGACUUUCAGCUACGAAACGCAUGCGUUCAAAGGGCUGCAUGUAUGUAUCUCAUGAAAGACCACUUGCAACAUUCAAUCAAAUGCCUUGGUCUUGAAUAUAUUGUUGACACAAGCAUUCUCAGUUGCAGGGAAGAAAAUACAGGGAAUUGUGUUCAGAUUCUGUCUGAUGAUACUGAUAAGAAGGUAUUGGCAGAGAGGUUUUUUAGAGAAAUUUUGGAGGAAAAAUCAAUCAGUCUAGUCAAGAGUGAUGCGUGGUUAGACAGUACAUUCACAGAUAUAUUUAUCGAUGUCUUAGUGGCACAUGUUAGAAAUAUUGCCGAAGAAAAACAAGAAACGGAAGCUUGUGCAUGUAUAGAAACACUAUUCCAAUGGGCUGUUCUCCAUAGAUGUAUACCUCUUUGCAAAGGUCUGGUAAAAUAUAUUGGCAGGACAUUCUCAUUUGACAAAAUCCCAGAAUUUAUCCCAAACCUGUUGAAAAAGCUCAUGCUGGAUUCAUGCGAAGUUUCCCAAGAUCCGCUUUUCAUUGCUGACAGAGAAGUAACCAAAAUUGACCUUUUACGGAUUUUUGUCAAGAAAAAAACAUGCUGCAACUUUUGUCAACCGAUAGUGUCAUGCCGUGACGAUGAAGGCUUACGCUAUCUUCUGAGUGAAGGAACCAUUGAUCAAGAGCCGGACUGGGGUUUCUGGAAAUUUCUCACUUCCGCUGCAGCCGAAGGCGAUACACUUCUAUGCAAUUGUGACUUUGUCAGGUUGGUAUGCCUUCCGACACAAGAUCACGAAAACAACGCCAGAAAAGAAGAUAUACAUGUAGCUGAGUUUGCUGAAAAAGUGAAAUCUUUGAAAGACGAUAGUGCUUUAAACAAGCAACAUUUCUUUUUUAGUUGCAUAGAGACUAUUGGGUUGAAUCAGUCUCUCAUGAGUGCAAUGCGUCAACAUAAAUUUGACAUACUUGCUACGAAUAAUGAAGAGGAAAAGUACAAUGCUUUGCACGUAGCAAUUUGUAGCAAGUUGCCAUGUAAGCAGUUAAGAAACACGAUUCUGGCAUUGACUGAUCUAGAAUUACAGCAGCAAGUGAACCAGAAUGGUGACACGCCAUUAAUGAUGGCAGUACAGCAGGAAGGUAUUGAUAUCAGUAGUAUUAAUAUACUUUUGAGUCAAAAUGCAGAUCCAAACUUUUCUUCACUUCAAGGAGGAUAUGCAGCAUUGCACCUGUGUAUCAUGUCAUCACUCGAUGAUGAUACUGUAUCAAAGAUGGUUUCAAUAUUGAAAAACUAUAACGCAGACAUCUACAAACAAUCCUCAUCAGGGCAAACGCCAGUUAACCUUGCAAUAUCAAAAGGAAUAUCGAGAUUAAAAACACUUGGAUCGCUUGUGAAAGCAAACCAUUCCCACCCUCAGGCUACGCAAUAUAUGUUGCAUUACUGUGUACAGUUGGACUUGGAUGACACUGAAAAGAAAGAAGUUUUUCAAGUUUUGAUCCGUGAAGGGGCUAGCGUAAACCAACGGGACGACAAAGGACUAACACCGAUCAUGUUAGCCAUACAAAAAACCAAAGAAAAUACUGACCUAGUCAGACAGCUUCUAGACAGCAAAGCUGAUGUUAGAACUACCGAUUACGAAGGGUUGUCUCCGUUACAUCAUUGCUGUAGUGCGAAACAAAUGCCAUCAAAGGUAGCUUUGAAAAUAGCAAAAUUGAUAAUAGAGCUUGAUGAUGCCUGUUUAGAAGAGCCUGACGAAAAGCAGAAAACACCUUUGAUGCAUGCGAUCACGAAUGAGAAUCAUUUGUCAGCUGAUCUUGUAUUCUACUUGAUAGAGAAAGUGACUGACGUGAAUGCUGUGGACUCCGGGAAAAACACAGUGCUUCAUCUUUCGAUGAAGUCUCACUUUAAAGACGAUAUUGUAGAAGACAUGGUGGAGAGUCUCAUGAAUAAGGCAGCUGAUCCAUUUGUACAAAAUAGCAAUAACUUAAGCUGUCUCAUGUGCGGUGUAUAUUCCCCAAACGGCCGUUUGAAAUCCAUCACAUCGAUUCUUAGGAAGACAAAAGACCACUACAAACCCCAAACAGACUUGCGUGGUUAUAAUUUACUUCAUCUCUGCGUUGAAGCUACAGGUAUAGCAGAUGAGGAUGUGAGCAAAUUAUGUCAACAUGCAGUAAAGUGCGGAGAAUCAGUUCUUAAGAAAUCAAAAGAAAAUGAAAGUGCAUUGGAGUUGGCUGUGUCGUCUCAAUCAACACGACUUCAAACUAUAUGUUCCAUGCUGAGUUCCUCUGGAAUGAAGAUAACAUGCGAGAUAUAUGACCUGUUGAAAAAAACAAACAAAUUAUCAUACAAGUUGUUGCAGCUUUUACAAGAGCACAAAGUAGAGUUAGAUGAGGAGUGCCGAGAUGCAAGAUUCCCAUAUCAUGAUAUUAUUGAUGAUGCGCAAACAGCGGUUGAUGAAACAAUAGUCUAUCCACUUGUUCGCCUAGGCUUUGACAUCAAUCAAAUGAAUUCACGAGGAGAAAGUCCCCUUACGUUCGCUUGUAGGUCACAGUGUACACAAGCUGUCCUUGUCGCACUAGCGAAUGAAAGCGACAUCGCAAAACAUGUUCACAACAAUGAAACGUGUCUACACUUACUGGCCAAAUCAAACAGAAAUGAUCUAGAAACUCGUGACGCUAUGACUUUACUUAUGCAAAUAGCCAAAAUAAACGUAAAUCAACUUAACAAUUUCAAACGUUCAGCUUUGGCAGAAAGUGUCAUCAAGCAAAAAAUGAACUCUGCUCAGUUUCUUAUGCAAAAAGAUGCUGAUCCAAAUAAAACAGACAGGGUGGGAAAAACCACCGUACAUCAUUGUGUGGAAGGGGAUUGGUGUGACGACAAAGCAUGUGGGAUGCUAGAUAUCCUUGUAGAUGGUGGGGCAUAUAUUGACAGAUGUGACAACAAAUCAGCAAGUGCUUUAACAUUGGCGUCAAGUCAUUCAAGUCGUAGUAGACUUUUCACUAUGCUCAGACUGUUAGAACUCGGAGCAGAUGUGUGCCAUGUUGAUCGAUGGGGUAGGUCGCCAAUCAGUAACUGUCUUACAUACUUACGAGGACAUCGAAAGGCGACAGGUUUAGAACGCGCGUGUCGUCUGACUGCUCUGAGGCUUUAUGGAGUGGAGCCAUUCUGCAAAGACAAUGAUGACAAGACUGCGGUGGAACUUUGUGAUAACCUUAAACAAGAAAAAGAAAUUCUAGAAAUCGAUAUAUUCGGCCUUCCGCAAGUGUAUGCGGAUAUCGUCAAAGGCGCAUUCGCCUCACUUGACACUCGUGAUGAUUAUGAUCAUAUCGAAUAUCCGGUGAAGAAACUGACACCAGGAAUACUACAGUUAAUGCAAUAUUCAGCCAAGUUUCUUCACAGAGAGUUGUUUGAUGUUUGUGAAGAUGACGCAGAUUUUGAUACAAUGAGCGACUUUUUAGAAAUAAAAGAAUUUGAAGCAAGAUAAGAAAGAAUGUGGAAUUUAGAGUAACUGUAUUCUAUUCAAACAUUGGACGAGGAAGAGAAUUUCCAAAUCUUGUGCAAAGUUUUAACACAUCUUUCCCCUUAAAAAAACCAAAUGUGUUAUGAGAUUUAGAGGGCGGUAGUUAAUAUCUUACAAUGCCUACAAUUUGUAAAUUAUCUUCUUAGGUUCCCUCAAAGAAAGAUUAACAGGGAGGUCGGUGGAGUUAUUUCUCUUGGAAUCGAACCCCACAUUCAAAGUCAAACACUCAGUCGAUCGAGCUAAAGGGAAUUGUCUGUAUACUAUUUCUCCGUCCCAUGUGUCAGAGCUCGAACACACAUCAACUAAAUUUCAAAGAGGCCAGGCACCAAAUCUAAUACAUGUACAUGCAUAUGAAAGUGAAAAGUGUGUUUCAUUUAUCAGAAAUAGAACUCGUGAACCCAACGAAGUCCGAUUCUCUACCGAUCGAGCAAAAAAGAAAACGAUAUUUUUUCUCAUGUUUGUUAAACCAUGUAUCGACAUUACCAAAAGGAUAUGAUUUUGUAAAAUAUGAUUAAUUGGAUAUAGCUUAUUAUUAAGUAUGAUGAGUUGUAAUGUAAAUACUAUGUUAACCAAAUUUUUAGUGUAUUAUACAAUACUAUCAAAACUAAAUUUAAGGAAAGUUCCUUAGCUACAGUACUUAAGGAAAAUCUAUGUAAAGGAACCUUCCAUAAAUUUUGUAAUGCUUCAUGUGAUGAAGCAUUCUGUGAUGCCUUCCUUGAAGUACUUUGUAAUGCUUUCCUGAGAAGAAUUUUAUAAAGCUUCCCUGUGUAGUAUUUUAUAAUGGUUCCCUGUGGAGUAUUUUGUAAUACUUCCCUUGAAGUAUUUUGUAAUGAUUUCAUGUGAAGAAUUUUGUAAAGCUUUCCUGUGGAGUAUUUUAUAAUGGUUCCCUGUAGAGUAUUUUGUAAUACUUUCCUUGAAGUAUUUUGUAAUGAUUUCAUGUGAAGAAUUUUGUAAAGCUUUCCUGUGGAGUAUUGUAUAAUGGUUCCCUGUGGAGUAUUUUGUUAAGUUACAACAAUCUCCCCCUCGGGUUGAGAUCCCCCUAUCUCACUCCAAAAGGGGUAAAAGAUUUUAUUAGUCCUUGCCGUCUUCGGAUUGGCCAUACAAUUAACGCCUUAUAGUGUUGAUAAACCGUUAAAAAUCAUCUAACUUGAUCAUAAAUACAUGCACGGUAACAAUGUCGUAGGGCGACGCUUCAUAAUCAUAUUUAUGGCAGCUGAGAUCAUUUAUUUUUUAUGAGAUGCAUCGUGCACCUACGGAGCUAUGUUGAUCUAGUAAUUAACCAAAUUUGAUCUGAUAUCAUAUAGAUUUAAAUUAUUUUACACAUUUUGAUUAAAUACUGGAUCAUCGUUAUUAAUUACAGCUUGAAUUGUAAACAUGUAUAAAUGUACUUGGAUAAAAUUUAAUGUUUAAAAACCUGGUUGUAUGUCUAUUGUUGUCGUUAUGUUCCUGAAAUAAAUUGUGGAGGAUAGUGCUUCUAUAAGUUGCCAGAACAUGUGCCCAGUCCUCUUGCUUGUUUUAAAGAAGCAAUAGGAUAUGUUUAAACUAAACUGUGAAGUACUGUAAACAUCAUUGUAAUUCCGGGUUAAUGGGUCUGUGAGUUAUGUAUAUGAUGCUGACUGCCCGUAGCGACAAUUCAUAUAAAAUGUACUAGUACGUGAUUUAUACUUAUGUGUUUAUUACUUCAGAGGCAUAACAAAAUAAUGCAAAAAAUAUCUGGCUCUCUUAUUCCUGAAGUUGUGCUGGGUUUUUUCACUUUGAUAUUUGAUUUAUGUUCUCUUUUUCGCUGUGUUUAUUGAACACUUCCUAAAUUCUAUCCAAAUUGAAGUACAUUUGUAUAUUGAUUGUUUUAGUUAUUUGUUUUUAUUCUGUUUCUUAACUUGUUUAGUAAUAGAUUGAUUCAUGAAGACGUGUUAUGUAUGAUGAAUUGUGCCAAAAAAGUAAAAUUUAUUUAUGUCAAAACAUUUUUCGUUGUAUUGGAUAUUAAAACAUUAUACUUGUUUAACAUGUUGAAGAAUGUGUUAUAUGAUUGUGAUUUUUGCUGAUUCUAAUUUGUCGGUAUCUCUCUGAAAGAUAUUGACAAAAUAUAAUGUUAACCUUAAACUGGGAAAUUCAUGCCUGAGAGAUUAACAUAGCAAAUUGAUAACCUAGACUGAAAAUAGUAAUAGGAAUUUCUCGAAUCAUUAGUAUUCCUGAUCAAUUACACAAGAGUAAUGUCGAUCAUCGGGCAGUCAAAAUUGUAGCUGUCUGACAAAAAUACUGCCAGACUUGAUAAGACACGUUUCGGAUACCGAUCUACAAAAUUUUGUAGAAAACAAACAGAAAAGCACUAAAUUCUUAAAAUAUUCCGUAAUCUUUUGGCGAAAAAAAGGUCAUGACGUUGCCUUUGAAAAUCUAACAGGUAGAUAUCGUACUUUAUCAAAAUCUUCAAUUUAAUGCCAGUAAUUUGUGUUUAAUAUUUUUUACUUGAUUUAUGUUAUUAAUAGAUAAUAUUUUUAUUCUUGAUUGCUUGUGUUAUAUUAAGAUUUUAUAUUGCAACAAUGAUAUCAUAAGAUAUCGUUUCAUAUAACAAAACAGUUAUUGACUCCGUUAAGGUUAAUACGAAGAAUCGAUAACCUUCGAAAUGUGUUAAUAACCUAAACAAAGUCAGUAACUUAUCAAAUUGUAUACAGGCGUUCCAUGUGACCUUAAUAUUAUAAUUAUAAUUAUAUUUUAUGUGAUGCUUCUAUUAUUUAGUUAUUAAACAAUUAAAUGAAAUUAUAAUUAAUUUCCAAUGGAUUGUACGCAGAAUACGGCUUUCUGAUUGGUUGAGAUUUUUUUAUUGACGUUGUGUAUUGAUUUGUGAAAAAGAAUUCCUUACAAGAUCAGUUAAAUUGUACAUGAAACAUGUUUUAAUUUUGAAAAUCAAUUUCAAAAAAUGAUUAUAAGCGUUGAUGUCAAUUAUUUUUUAGUUUCAUGGCAAACAGUUUUUUUUUUUCAUACCCCAAUGAAACUAAAAAAAAUGACAUCAAUGCUUAAAUAAUUAUGACCUGAAAAUGUAUUUGUCACAUAAUUGGUGACAUCUGCAAAAUACAGUAAGUCAUAUUUUGAGGAUCUUCCGUGACUGACUGUAUGUUAUUUUAGUUUCUUACAUAAGUUCAGUGAAGUCAUUGCUGCACAGACACGAGUUUAAGAUUCUAUUGAUCACAUCAUUCAUAUUGGUCGUAAGAUAAGCUAAAACUUUGAAAAUAAUUUAAGUCAUAUAACAAGCGGUUUACAUUGCCAAGACAAUUGCCAUUUAGGUCAUUUUUUAUAACGUCACAAAGUAUACAUGUAUAUAGUUACGAUGAAGAUGCUAGUCAUGUGAUAAAAUAUCAAAUGUUAUGUCGCAAUUUAACUGCCAUUCCAGACAAAAUUAAUACUCCAUAUAUGUAUGUUUUUCCCAUCUUUUAACGACUGCAUUUACUUCAAAUGUAUCACAUAUACUAGCCGUAUGUCCAUUACUAAAUGAUGAAUGUUGUUAUAGAAAGUUUGCGGCAUAAAGAAAAAGAUGUGACUUUAAAAAUCGUAUGUACAUAUGUUUGAAGUGAAAAGAUCUCAUGUAUAUUUCUUUAAACAUUCACUUUUAGGUCAGAGACGCAAUAAUGAAAGUUUAAAGGAUUUUGUCGUCUGGGAAAUUCACAAAAUAACAUAUAUGACAACCACUAAUUUGACAAGACAAAAUUACUCAACGAAGUCUACCCCUUUGUCAAUGCACAACAAAACGAAAAUCAAAUUACGAUGUCAAGACAAAGUAACACAACUACACAGGCAACCGCUCAUUUUUCGAGUCACAACUACACAAGUUAUCUCUCAUUUGUCAAUACACAACUACACAAUGAUCACUCAUUUGUUGAGCCACAACUACACAUGGAAUCGCCUUUUCCCCGUAAUUUUACAUUUAUUUUCAUAGUCUACCUUUGUCAAGACACAAAAAAAUACUUCAAAGUUCUGUAAUAUUUUCGUCAUUCUUCUACAGCACUCAGUUGGAAACACGUUUUUUAAGUUUUCAAUAUUUACAUAUUUAUAUAAUUUGUCGUUGGUUAAAUCAAAAUAGUAAUUUGUAUUCCCCAAAUAUACGCUUGAAAUUGAAAUAUUUUAUUCGUUUAGACUGAUUUCUUAUAAGAAGGCAACUGUAGCUUAAAUGUAUUGUUUAAUUUUGUGUAUUUAAGAUUGGUCAGAUGUUGAUAUAGAUUCUACAUCAUCAACAUCGUAAUCACUGCUUCCACUAGAAAUGUAUAAAUAGUACCCCGAAUUAUAUAUAUAUUAUAAUAAAAGCAAAAUAGCAGCGUCCAUUCAUGGUAUCAGAUCGAAAGUUAUACAUACAAUAUAUAGAGGUACACGGUAGAAUUUCUUCGGUUUAUAACUAAUUGUUUAUCCACUUUAAAUUCAAGAGAAAAAUUAGAAGAUCAAUUUUGGGGGGUGAUAGUGGUGUACUCUCUGUAACUUUUGGUAUUGUUUAAAAAAAUGAAUAAAAAAUAAAACAACAGUCUCAAUGAAUAUCAAUCUUUAUAACUCUUUGUUGGAGAUGUAGCAUCGUAAGUCUGCGAUGUAUUUCUACUCAUUUAUUGUUUAUAACAAAAUAAAUGUAUGUCGCUAAUAUAUA
Pecten maximus is the source of this 10426-nucleotide messenger RNA. RefSeq lists its product as uncharacterized. Gene Ontology annotation, molecular function: protein binding. The record is from RefSeq and is a predicted model, not a curated record. The coding region runs from base 139 to 5769 and encodes 1876 amino acids. The transcript has 6 exons. Lineage: Eukaryota; Metazoa; Mollusca; Bivalvia; Pectinida; Pectinidae.